Lodderomyces orthopsilosis Co 90-125 is the source of this 678-nucleotide messenger RNA. RefSeq lists its product as uncharacterized. The coding region runs from base 1 to 678 and encodes 225 amino acids. The transcript has a single exon. The record is from RefSeq and is a predicted model, not a curated record. NCBI's taxonomy places the organism in Eukaryota, Fungi, Ascomycota, Pichiomycetes, Serinales, Debaryomycetaceae.
AUGUCAACCUUUAAGAAUUUGAUCGUUUUUGGUGCACACGGUAAAGUGGGCCAGCAUUUGAUUAGAUUAGUUGCCAAGCUGAGCAUCAAUGCUACAGCUGUUGUUCGGAACGACGAGCAAGCGACCACCAUCAAAAAUAUUUCAUCGGGUUCUCCAAACAUCGCUUCUUCCAAAUUGGAUCUUGCGGAUGCAUCAGUUGCGGACUUGGUGUCAGCUAUCAAAGGUCACGAUGCAGUUGUUUUGACCGUCGGUUCUGGGGGAAAGAAUUUAUUACAGAUUGACUUAGAUGGCGUGGUUAAAGCUUUCGAAGCCACGGUUGAGGCCAAAGUUAGAAGAUUGGUCAUAGUCAGUGCUUUAUUUGCAGAGCACCGCGAAACUGGUCUUAAAUCAGGACUUAGAAACUAUUACAUUGCCAAACACUAUGCUGAUCGUAUUUUAAUUGAUGAGUUUGGAAACAAGUUGGACUAUACAAUUGUUAAGCCAACACUUUUGACUGAUGAGUCACCCACAGGUAAAAUCAGGGUGUUAAAAAGCAUCAGUGAAGACAAUGGUUCCAUUACAAGAGCAGAUGUUGCACAAGUGCUCGUUGAUAUUCUUGGCUUCAAGGACACAUUUGGUAAGAGUUAUGAUAUCGCCAAUGGAGAUAAAAGAAUCGACGACCCCAAUACAUUUCAAUAG